Messenger RNA from Penicillium waksmanii, 546 nucleotides. RefSeq lists its product as uncharacterized. The record is from RefSeq and is a predicted model, not a curated record. The coding region runs from base 1 to 546 and encodes 181 amino acids. NCBI's taxonomy places the organism in Eukaryota, Fungi, Ascomycota, Eurotiomycetes, Eurotiales, Aspergillaceae. The transcript has a single exon.
AUGAUGUUUCUACGCUGCAUGCAACUUUCCUAUGCGAGUGGCCUGUUGCAACGUGUGUCUGGCUGCUGGCGGGACGUCUGGUUCCGUCCUGAUGCUGAGCGGACGGAUGGUCUUCGCCGGUGUGAAGGGUUGAGGUUCCAGCGAGGCAUGGAGAAGUACGGGUAUGCCUUGGUUUUGGAGAAGGUUGACUGGGAUGCAAUGGCUUUCCGCCAGCCCUCCGCGCAGUACAUGAUGUUCAACAGCCCUUCUCUGCAGGCAGCCUUCCAUACGCGGUAUGGGCAGAUCCGAGACGUCCGCCUCGACUUCCUACGGGUGUAUCAGGCACACCACUGGAUGGAGGAAUUUAGCUCUAUUUCUCCCUGUCUAGAUCUUCUCGAAGAUUUCCUCCGACAACUUUCCUUCUGCGCGUUUCGGAAAGAUGUCUUGUUACAUGUGAAGCGACUGUUACACACGGACCACGUAUUGUCGCUGAGAAAACUAGCUCUGGUUGCGGCCUCAUUUCAAUUCCCUCGGGCUUUCAAAAUGUCGGCGAUGCUUCCAUGGUGA